Messenger RNA from Stereum hirsutum FP-91666 SS1, 1359 nucleotides. RefSeq lists its product as uncharacterized. Lineage: Eukaryota; Fungi; Basidiomycota; Agaricomycetes; Russulales; Stereaceae. Bases 1 to 1359 code for a protein of 452 amino acids. The record is from RefSeq and is a predicted model, not a curated record. The transcript has 5 exons.
AUGUCUGUCACAUAUCUGAUCGUAGACGACCGGGAUCCUAAUAUAUCGUAUGGGCCUACAAGUGGGAGCUGGACCAAGAAUAACGGGGUGGACAUAGAGUUCAUGUCUACGACAACUGAGGCAAAUACUUUGGGAUCAUCCAUGACAUUCAGCUUCUCUGGAAAGGCCAUGUUUGCUUUUGGUACGCUUGGUGGCAGUACCGACCCACAGACCGUCAAUGCUACUUUCGCCAUCGACGACGAUGACGCUUCUUCUAACAUUAUAACAUCACGACGGGUCGCGUCGCACCACAUCUCUGUCUUCAAUGCGACAUCUCUGGAAGAUACGACACAUUCAGCCAACCUCGAGAUCACCGGAGAAUUCUUCUCCAACUUCUUCCUCGACUAUAUCAUCGUCGAGGCUACCGAGAAUUCUACAAUACCUCACCCGACAACGUCUCGUAUCUUCAUCGACGACACCAGCCCGUAUUUGUCGUGGUCAGGAGACUGGGCAGUCGCUACACCUCCUUGGGUGUCGUUCAACGACUCCUUCACUCAAACAGACGGUACUUACAACGGGAGCGUUACGGGUGCAGUCGCAGUGGGGGCGUCGAUGACACUGAACUUCAUCGGAACAACCAUAGACGUCUACGGUAUGGCAAUUGCUAGCUCCGACCCCCCUGCAUCUUUUACAAUCGACGGCAGUAUCCCGAUCAACGUCUCCAUGCCUGUCGACAUUGGCGAUCCCUCUCCCGCAUUCAAUUGGCACUAUAUCUCCGUCCCUCUCUCAUCCGGGGGAAACCACACCUUGGUCAUCACAUCGGAGAUAGCGAAUUCGUUCUACAUCGACUACGUCCUGGUAGGAUCCGACACAGUCUUCGUUCCUCCGCCCACAGCGGUGAAGGAAGAUACACCCUCGACGAGUGCUCCCGAACCCACGACUACGACGUCCAUGGCUCCAUCCUCGAAUGAUAACAAACAACGGAAUAAAUCUGGAGUCAUCGCGGGGGGCGUCAUUGGUGCUGUGUCGUUCGUUGUCCUCUUGGUGCUCGGAGUGUUUUUGUGGCGACGUAGACGGAGGUCCAGAAGGCAACAAUUCAACGGUGCAUUCCUUCAGGGUGCUGAGUCUCCUCCAAAUGUCAUGACUACCUCGGUCACUCCGUUCCCCCUCACCGACUCUACACGACCGCCUGUGAGAGUUCCACAGAACACCCAACAAGGCGCUGGCAUCCGAUUAGAGUUCAAUGGGGAAGCGGGUAACUCUCGGAUGAUACAAAUCCAGUCACCAUCGAAUGUUUCGAAGGUGGCGAGGGCAUCUGAGGGAUCUGGAGAAAGUCAGACAGAUAGACGAACAACGUUGCCACCAGCAUACACUGCAUAG